AUGGCACCACUGCUCGUGGGCUUGCGCGAGGUCAUUCGACUUGUGUUGGCGGUGCUUGCCGCCCACAGGGUGUUCACAUGUGCCGCAGGGUCUUGUCCCCAGGAGGCCCACUACUUCCAGAAGUUCUACACCGAUGUGGCACUGUUUUCGUUUGGGGUCCGUGUUCUACUUCUUCGACUGCUGCAGUGCCAAAACCAUGAGAGAGGUUGCCAGAGUGAAGAAAACGAGAAGUUCUACACCGAUGUGGCACUGUUUUCGUUUGGGUCCAUGCUCUACUUUUUCGACUGCUGCAGUGCCAAAGCCAUGAGAGGGGUUGCCAGAGUUAAGAAAACGAGCUCCGCGAGACCGAGCUCGGGACACGAAGGCCGGCGUUUCAAAUUUGACGUGCGUACCAUCGACUGCGCGCUGCGGUGGGGCGUAGAACACAGGUUUCCAAAAGUGUUGGAAGUGAUGCAUGCUUGCGUCAGACGUGGACACGCGGAAGCGGCCGUGAAAGUGUUCGACCACAUGCUGGAGAAGGGGCCCGUUCCCGGCGCGGACCUCAUCAAUAAGGCCGUGUCCGGCGCUUUCUUCCAGCUCGUCGUCGGGAUUCUCAGUGACGAGAGUAUUCGAAUGGACGGGUUGCGGCUUCUUGAAUUUGUUCGAGCUCAUGGGAUCGACCCGUCGCCGACCAUCCAGAACCGUUUGUUGGCUGCGUGGGAGAACCAGUUUCCAGAUAACGUGUUAGAGUAUUUCCUAAAUAUAAGGCGGGAAGGAGUUAAGCUCAGCACGAGGGUAUUUCGCAGCAUUGUUGUGGCCCGCGAACGUGUUGAUCCAGAGUUCGUCUCGAUGAUCUAUUCUGAUACAUUGGAGUAG
This is a messenger RNA of Prorocentrum cordatum, 855 nucleotides long. The record is from the annotation of a GenBank genome assembly. NCBI's taxonomy places the organism in Eukaryota, Dinophyceae, Prorocentrales, Prorocentraceae.